Molecule: messenger RNA, 902 nt
Organism: Papaver somniferum (opium poppy)
Lineage: Eukaryota; Viridiplantae; Streptophyta; Magnoliopsida; Ranunculales; Papaveraceae
Exons: 3
Coding region: 3-902 (299 amino acids)
Source: RefSeq, a predicted model, not a curated record
AUAUGUCGAUAAGGAAGAAAUCACACCCUACGACUAGUGCAGAUCAAAUGGAGCUUGUUAAAGUGCUGAGGAAUGCGUCCAUGCCGGACAGGACUGUAAUACUUACAACCCUAAAUGAUGCAUGGGCAGAGUCGGGAUCGGUGAUUGAUCUAUUCCUUGGAAGUUUUCGGAUAGGCAAAGACACCAAAAAACUGUUAAACCACUUGGUGAUUGUGGCUAUGGAUGAAAAGGCGCAUAGUCGUUGUAUAUCCAUACAUCCUCAUUGCUACUUUCUAAGUACUGCGGGUGUAAAUUUUACUGCUGAAAAACGGUUCAUGACACCAGACUACCUUAAACCAAUGUGGAGGAGAAUCGAGUUCCUGGGGAAAGUCCUUGAGCUAGGAUACAACUUUGUAUUCACGGAUGCUGAUAUUAUGUGGUUCAGGGAUCCGUUUCGACACUUGAAUGCUGCUGAUCAGCUGGUUAUUGCUUGUGAUCACUACACUGGAGAUGCCAAUGACCACAACAACAGGGCAAAUGGAGGAUUCAACUAUGUCAAAGCGAAUGCUAUAACACUAGAGUUUUACAAAUACUGGUACAUGGCAAGGGUUUUAUAUCCUAAUUCUCACGAUCAAACAGUAUUUGAAAUCAUUAAACAUGAUCCAGCGGUUAAUGCUAUGGGUUUAAGUAUAAAGUAUCUAGACACAGCAUACUUCGGCGGGUUUUGUGAACCAAGCAAAGAUAUGAACAAAGUUAGUACGAUGCACGCAAACUGUUGCAUUGGUGUUGAGAAUAAGCUUCAAGACCUCCAACUUGUUCUCGACAACUGGAAGAAUUUUACGGCACUAUCACCUGAAGAUAAAAUACUGAAAGGAACUUCUAAAACUUCUCCAUGGAGUGCUCCUGAUAAAUGCAAGUCAUGA